Messenger RNA from Drosophila ficusphila, 760 nucleotides. Its product is annotated as protein FAM136A. NCBI's taxonomy places the organism in Eukaryota, Metazoa, Arthropoda, Insecta, Diptera, Drosophilidae. The coding region runs from base 100 to 540 and encodes 146 amino acids. Gene Ontology annotation, cellular component: cytoplasm. The transcript is spliced from 3 exons. The record is from RefSeq and is a predicted model, not a curated record.
UAUGCACUUCACUAGUUACAAAAACACGCUGCCGGCAUUUAUUUUGAUAUUACGAAAUCGGUUGUUAAGCGUAGGUAAUUAAGAAUAAAUCAAUUAAAAAUGAUCCAACAACAGCGCCAAAGAAUCGAGGCUGCGGUCACGGAGAUGAUCGACGACAUGGACAAGACGCACCUGCGGAAAAUGCAGAACGAGAUGCAUUUGUGUGCGGCCAAAUGUUGCCAGGAUGGAACCUCCAGUGUGGACAGUGUCCAGAGGUGUGUAGACCGGUGCUCUACCCCCAUGACGAGAGCUCAGAAUUACGUUCAGCACGAGUUGGGGGAGUUCCAGGGCAGACUUCAACGUUGCGUCAUGCAAUGCAACGAUGAUGUGAAAGUGAAAAUGCCGCCCAAUCCCAACGAGGAUCAGAUAGCCAAGUACACCGACCAGUUCGAGCGUUGUGCCAUCCAGUGCGUUGAUAAACAUGUUGGCCUCAUUCCCGGCAUGAUGAAGACCAUGAAGGCAGUGCUCUCCAAGGGACCCGAAAGCAUCCCCCAAGUCUAAGCCAACCUGCAUUUACUACCUUAUUAGUUGUUGAGCGUGGAAUUUUACCAUCUCUGGAGUCAUUUCACAUUUUGCUAACUCGUUUAAGAAUUUUAAACAAAAAUUACCUUAUUAAUUGUUAAAAGUCUUAAGUACCGAACAAAAGUAGUGUUUAAAAUAUUUGGAAUCACGUCAAAUUUUGCCAACAUAAAAAAAAUACACAUACUUUGUACACCAAAAA